AAUUCUGAUCUUUUCUCCCUCAGGGGCGGAGCUUUGCUGACAUCAACAAGUGGGCCGGGCUUCCAUUUAAUGCUGCCAUUUAUUACUUCCUUUAAGUCUGUACAGAGCACUUUACAAACCGAUGAAGUGAAGAACGUUCCUUGCGGUACGAGUGGAGGAGUGAUGAUCUAUUUUGACCGGAUAGAAGUGGUGAAUUUCCUCAUUCCCAAUGCAGUGUACGAUAUUGUGAAGAACUACACGGCGGACUAUGACAAGGCCUUAAUAUUUAAUAAGAUCCACCAUGAGCUCAACCAGUUCUGCAGCGUCCACACCUUACAGGAAGUCUACAUAGAGCUGUUCGGUGCCCCCGUAUUUCCACAUCUGCCAACAGAUCAGAUUGAUGAGAACCUCAAACUGGCUCUGCAACAGGAUCUCAACUCCAUGGCUCCGGGACUCAUCAUCCAGGCUGUCCGAGUCACAAAGCCGAACAUUCCAGAAACCAUCCGCAGAAACUACGAGCUCAUGGAAAGUGAGAAAACCAAACUGCUCAUCGCUGCCCAGAAGCAGAAGGUGGUGGAGAAGGAGGCGGAGACUGAGAGGAAAAAGGCUGUGAUUGAGGCAGAGAAAGUGGCUCAAGUCGCAGAGAUCAAAUUUGGACAGAAGGUGAUGGAAAAAGAAACCGAGAAGACGAUCUCUGAAAUUGAAGGUGAGUGACUCCUCCUCCUUUUC
Molecule: messenger RNA, 708 nt
Organism: Rana temporaria (common frog)
Lineage: Eukaryota; Metazoa; Chordata; Amphibia; Anura; Ranidae
Product: erlin-2
Exons: 9
Coding region: 70-693 (207 amino acids)
Biological process (GO): SREBP signaling pathway
Cellular component (GO): endoplasmic reticulum membrane; endoplasmic reticulum
Molecular function (GO): ubiquitin protein ligase binding; cholesterol binding
Source: RefSeq, a predicted model, not a curated record